CAAACUUCGACAAAUUGAAAAUGGCGUACCUCUGCACUUUUUAAUUGUCUUUCAUUUUCACCUCGUGUGUAGCCACAAUGUCGUUCGUUGGAGAAGAAUGGGACAGUGAGGAAUUCAAUAUGGCCCUCAAAGUUGUCCUCAAAGUUGAGAUACAAUCUCUGUUGACCCGCCUUGCGGAAGCAGGGGAAGAGACUGUUGUGCUGACUGCCUGUGCCAAUGAAGGCUGUGCCGGCCAUCUGGCAUCAUCAAAGGCUGAGAGCUUCGUUAAUUCCAUGGAUAUAGCCACACUGCAGGACAAGUUUUUAAACUAUGUCUCUGGGGGAGGACUUAGUCAACAGCAGACUGCCAAUGCUUCAAUGCAGGGGAAACCCCCACAAGCAGCAAUUAAUGCAAGAAUACCAACAUCCACCCCACAGCGGUCUGCCAUGAGUGCUGGUCACAUGAUUACUCCAAAUGUGGGUCAAGGUCGUGGGAACAUAAUGCCACAACAACAGACAGUCACCGGAAAGCGUCCACUAGAAAAUACUUCUUUUCCAAAGAACCAGGAGACGUUAAACUUAAUGUCUCAGGGAAGUGUUCAAGAUUCAAAGCGAAGAAAAGUAGAACCAAUGACACAGCUAAAAGCAGUUCCGAUAACUUCUCAGUUGAAAGUCACUGGCAAUCCUUCAAGUACGGCAUCAUCCUUGACUAGUCCUCAGGCAAAGACUGCAGCCCAGCCAAUUACCAAACAAUCACAACAACAACAACUGCAGCAGCAGCACCAACAACAACAACUACAGCAGCAGCAACAACAACAGAUUAUGGGUCAAAAGGAGCAAUCAAAGUCACUGAAAACUACAAAAGUUGUCUCUCGAUCAGGUGGUUUUACUGAAGAGCGGAUUUCUGGUGCAGAAUUUCAGAAAUUUCUCAAACAAUAUAAACCAAAUUCUCCUGUAGAUGAUGAUGAUGAAGAGGAAGAAAUGAGAAUUAUUGACAAUAAAAACUUACCUAAUUUACUACAGAAAGCGAACACGAUUGCGUCAAAAGGACCAGCAGGAUUUGGACCAAACACUGGGCAGCCUGCCAGCCAGGCUAGUAAACUGUCUACAAUAGUAUCUAUGCCUGAAAUGAGGCCCCAGCAACUGUCGCCGAACCCUGGUCCAAGCUCGGCGCCAAGUGUUAAGAAAGAUGGUGCAAUUGACACUAAACAAGUUGCUAAUAUGUCUCAGAAUGUAGGUGCUACAACUCCAAAUAAACAAACAAAAGUAGAACUCAAAACUGAAAGCAAACUCUUAAAAGGUGGGCAGCUGCAAUCCAAACCUCAGCAGCCAGAUAGCAGCUGUGCGCAGACCUCAAAAACAGGCCAGAAAACCACUUUGGACAACCUUGAAGACAUUGAAAACAUAGACACAGAGACACUUAUUAGAAUGACCAAACAAAAGCAUUUUGAAAACAUGUCUGAGGAAGAAAAACAACUGCAAGCCAAGUUGGGCCAACUUUCAUCCAAAUUGUCCUGGGUUGUUGAAUAUCCAACAGACUCAAAAGAUGGGAAACCUGUUCCACAGGCUAAAACGCAUGGCCAGCAAUUAGAAAACAUGUCAAAUGUUAGGGCGGUACAGAGACUUGGCAACAUUCAGGGUCCAGAAGAUUUACAAGGUCUACAGGCUGAGUUUAACGCCUUCGCUGAAGGUGAAGAUUAUGAGGAAGAUGAUGAGGAAUAUGAUGAAGAUGAAGAGUUUAAUGAAGAAGAUCUAGAUGAAGAAGACAGAGAAACAUUAAGAAAAAUGAGGCAAGUAAAACAAAAUGAAAUAGGCCAAAUGGGUAAAGUAAACCUGUUAGGCCAAAUUGGAAAUGUAAACCAAAUGGCCGAAAUUGGAAAGAAAAACCAAAUGGGAACAAGUCGAGAAGUAAAUCAGAUGGGCCAAAUGGGUGAGGGAGAUAAUGAAGGUUUCCAUAUGGGAAUGGGUUAUCAUGUGGAAGAGGACAAGGAUUAUGAAGAGGGUUAUGAGGACGAAGAAGAAGAGGAAUAUUCUGAAAUGGACACAGAGCAGGUUAAUCAUGGUGCUGUAUUUGGACAGUUUGGACAGGGUGGUAUGGGGUUCCCCCAAGAGGAAGAUCAUUUAGAAAACUUCAUGCUUAUGGGUGUAAUGGCUCGAUGUCAGAUUUGUAAUAAAAUUGUGAGAAAAACAGAGGCUAAACAGCAUUUAGAAACUCAUGAACUAGAAAUGGAUGAUGAUGAAGAAGGGGAAGAGGAAGGUGAAGACCCUGAAGAAUUUGAAAAUUACAUGGGGGAAACUCAAGAUUAUACAGGAGGAGGAAUGGAGGGGGAAUUUUUGGAGGAAGGGGAAUUUGAUGAAGAGGGUGGAGAAUAUGGUGAAGAAGGGGAAGAAUUUGAAGAAGGGGAGUGUACAGGUGCUGAAGGGGAGUUUUCUGAAGAACAGGGUUAUGGUGGGGAAAUGAGCUUCACAGCUGAGAAAUUAAGUGCUGAAUUAUUGGUAGCUGAAAAAAUUCCUAGUGGGAACGAUACUCUUGAGUGUAUGGAUGAUACUGUGUGUGAACUUUGUCAUAAGAAGUUUGCAAGUGCAGCAAAUGUGAAAAGACACAUGCUGAAGGUGCAUAAUAUUGGUAAUGAAAAUACUGGAAAAGUAGAUGGUACACCUGCGAAAUUUACUAAAAAAAUAAAAUGUCCAGAGUGUGAGAAAGAGUUUGCUACAAAAGGGCCAUUAACAAAACACUUGAAAAAGGUGCACCCAGAUUACAACUUGAACAUUUUUAAUGAGUACAUAACUCAACAAAGGUCUCAAAAGUGUAGUCAGUCUGAGUUUGAAAGUCAAGGGGACUCAUCAUCACUCAGUCACAGUGUGAGUGAAGGACAGUCAGGGGAAAUUCCAGUUGUGGGGGGAGACUCUCAAGAAAAAGAGGAGGGUGGUUCUCUGGACAAUCAGGGGGAAAUUGGAGUGAGUGAAGAGCAGGAGGAUUCCAAAGGAAGUUUGGACGAUCCAUGGAAAUGUGGGAUCUGCUUUAAGGAGUUUUCAGAUGAGGGGACAUUGUCGGAACACAUGGUAGAACAUAUGGAGAAACACACCUGAGCUUAUUCAGAAAAGAUUGGAGCGAGAUGAAACAUAUGCUAACAUACUCCCAAAGAACUUGGCACCAAGCUUCAAUUGGGGGAUAAGGAGUAGGCCUACGUGGGCUGUGCAUUACCAGAUGUAGUUACUUUCCAUUCCAAAGUCUUGAUAUACUUGUAUAUAUAUCCUAAUGAUACAAGUCCAAACAAUUGGAAUUCAACACUGUGUAUAUUUGUUUUGAGUGGUAUAUAUGAAAUUGAAAUGCACUGGCAGACUGUUAAGACAUUAAAGCAAUUGUUUGUUUCUGGUUUCCGAACCUACUGUAUUUUUUUUAACUCCAUUUGAUUUUUUCUUUUAAAAGUUGUUUUUGGCUUUUUACAAUAUCAAUGAUGCUAAUAGAGAUUGAAUAAACAAUCUUAAGCAUAUAAUUUAAAGUUUGUGGUAAUAGAAAAAAUCUCAAGAAACAUUUUGCCUUUUAAAGCUGAACUCUCACAGAUUGAGCAUUUUGACAACUUUUUUAUUUUUUGUUUUGGAACAAGCCAAUUUUUUACGAAAAUCCAUGGAAACCAGUUAUAUAAGACUGCUGACAAAAAAUUAGAUCACAGAGUUUUAUUUAUUUUUUUCGAAAAUUGAUGUUUUAUGCAUUUUUCUAAAAAAAAAAGUUGUAAAAAUGGUAAAUCUGUGAGAGUGCGGCUUUAAAAAACAAUUGGUGGCAUAUCUACCCGAAUGGGUAGGUCUGAAUGACACUGGAAACAAACAUUUUCCUUUUUUAGUUUAAUUCAAAGCUAAAGUUACAGUAUUCAUGAUUCACAUUGGGCAUUAUCAAGAGAAGCCUUCAUUUAAACUACGGUACAUGUUUUUUUCUCACUGAUGUAUGUCAAAAUCAACAACAUACCAGGCAGAUUGAUUUAUAAUAAAAACGGCCUUUUAUGGAGUAAAUGUAUGUACAGCGAGUGUACCACUUUCCAGUCUGGUACAGAAUUUAAGCUUCUUGUGGAACAAUUUCUAUUUUUAUUACAAGCAUUGAGUGUGAUUUAUAUUUGAUUUUGAGAAAUGACAAUAUAAUGUCAUUGCUAUUCCAUUUAAACAUAUAAACCCCCCGGGGGGGGGGGAGGCACUUUUAAAUUAUACCACCCCCCUACAGAAGCAAAUUUACCCUUUUGGGGUCCAAAUUCGCGGAAAAAGACACCCACCCAUAUACUAUUUAAAUAAUUGCCUUCCCCCCGUAGGUUAUAUGAUUUACUGGAAUAGCCCUGAACAAAACUCUUGUUACAAUGAUAACAUAUCUUAUAAGUUUAAAAUUAGUGUUCUAUUGUAAAUAAUUAUUAAAAAUUCCAUAAAGUGCUCUAUUUUGCCAAAGGGCGUUAUUUAUGCUAUUGAAUUUUUUUUAAUUAUUAAGAUUUACAAAAUUCUCCUCAGAAAGGGUUUAAGCCAGGUUUUAAAAAGACAGGGUGCUGCAGAAGAGGGACAGGGUGUGUAAAGUAGAAAAGUGCCUAUUGAUUUGGGCUGUCAAGAAAUGGAACAUUUUGAAUUUUACCAAAUUUUAGUGUUAGAAAUUGUGUUAAAAUGAAGUAAUAUUUUUGAUCAACUGCAGAUUAUGUCAAGUUUGUAAGAAUUUAUAAUCAUAUUAUAAGUAUUAGUCAAAACAACAGAACUAUUCGACAGUCGUAAGUAUUUAAUUCUAUGAAGGUAGGAGGGUGCAGGAGGAUGUUGGUCUCCAUAUGGGAAAAAGGGCUCUUCAAAACAAGGGCAGGGUGCAGCUCCCUUUCAUAACUCUUAAACUAAAACCUUACCUAAAAUGAAUUUCAGAUUGAUGCUGUUUGUUCGUUAAACAAAAAAAAUCACUCAAUUUCAAAAUAGUUACAAUAAAUUGUUUCCAACUCAAAAUCUGUUCGAAUCCUUUGAAGAUAGUGUGAUACACCUGUAUGGCACAUGUUUGGUUAAUGGCUUUUUGUUUUUAAUACAGUUCUUAUUAAGAUUGCCAAUGUAUUGAUAGAUGUAUUAGGGUUUUAGCCAGGUUUUUAAAAGGACAGGGUGCUGGGGGAUAAAAGGGUGCACAGUUCAAGCCCCAAUACUAUCACGAAUAUACUUAAGUCAAAUCUCAAACUCCGUCUCAUUAAUUCACCAUAUAAAAGCAUACUAUUCUUCAAAAUGUUGCAUGUUUUAUACUUUUUGAAAACAUAUUAUCUCAUAGAAUGUGGUGAUAAGAAGAUUUUGUCAAUAUUUCAAAGAAAACUUAUUCUAGAGCAAAAAAUAUACUUAAGUAUUUUAUAAAGAAUACAAAACUGUACUCGAAUACAUUUUUGGUUGUAGAAUAUAUUUACCUUGGAAUUCAACAAAAUGCUUUUUCUAUAUUCUAUGAUAGAAUGCGCUUAUAAAACUGUAAAUCACAUAUAUGAUUUUUAAUAAAUUUUAAUGCUAUGUGAUAAAAUGUGAUGAGACUGAGUUUGAGAUUUGACUUAAGUAUUUUCGUGAUAUUGGGGUCUGGUCUCCAUGAAGGGUGAAGGGUGCUUUCAAAAAAGGACAGGGUGCAGUACCCUCUUAUAACCCUCUAGCUUAUAAGCCCUGUGUAUAUCACAAUAAUGCAGAUUUUCAUGUGGGUGAGUUGGUAAGAUUUUUGUUUCAGUUAACAAAGUGAUUAAUGACCUCAUGGUUAACUUUUAAACAUGAAAUAUUUGCUGAUGUGCUUAUUAAAGCUGCACUUACACAGAUUUACCGUUUUUACAACUUUUUUGUUUUUUGUCUUGGAAUGAGUUUUGUGUAAAUAUCUGCAAACCAAUGAUAAAAGACUGCUGACAAAAGAUCAGAUCGCAGAUUUGCAAAUUUCUGUUCCAAAUUUAAGGUUUUAUGGCUUAAACUGUUACGAAAGGUUUAAGAAAAAUGCAUAAAACAUCAAUUUUCGAACUUAAAUAUAAAAAUCUACGAUCUAAUUUUUUGUCAGCACUCUUAUAUAACUGGUUUUGAUGGAUUUUCGCAUUCAUAAAUUGGCUCGUUCCAAGACAAAAAAUAAAAAUUUGUCAAAAUGUUCAAUAUGUGAGAGUGCAGCUUUAAUAUUUGAAUAUAAACAAGUAUCCAUAAGAUGUUGUCUCAACUCUUGUUAACAUUACUGCAGAUUUCAAAUGUAUCUAAAUCAAUGAACAUUCUCAGAGAUGUAAAGAUUUCAAUGUUAAUAAUGAUAAACUUAAUGACGAUGUUAACUUUAACAAAGUUCUGAACAAUCCCUCCAAUAUAUAUUUUUGUGUAUGACCACACUUGAAAGAUUUACAGUACAGCUCCUAAAAACAUUAUACAUGUUUCAACUUUGUUUAUGUAAAUAACUGUAUCAUAAAUUUCAUUCAUUGUAUGUUGUAAACAAUGUGCUUAGUCAUUUGAAAGUAUUGUAUUUUCUAUGGGAAAUAGAAUGUCAAAUAUU
Mya arenaria is the source of this 6459-nucleotide messenger RNA. RefSeq lists its product as uncharacterized. The transcript has 7 exons. The coding region runs from base 78 to 3068 and encodes 996 amino acids. NCBI's taxonomy places the organism in Eukaryota, Metazoa, Mollusca, Bivalvia, Myida, Myidae. The record is from RefSeq and is a predicted model, not a curated record. Gene Ontology annotation, molecular function: RNA polymerase II cis-regulatory region sequence-specific DNA binding; DNA-binding transcription factor activity, RNA polymerase II-specific. Gene Ontology annotation, biological process: regulation of DNA-templated transcription.